Messenger RNA from Leucoraja erinaceus (little skate), 2077 nucleotides. RefSeq lists its product as uncharacterized. The transcript has a single exon. The record is from RefSeq and is a predicted model, not a curated record. The coding region runs from base 23 to 1648 and encodes 541 amino acids. NCBI's taxonomy places the organism in Eukaryota, Metazoa, Chordata, Chondrichthyes, Rajiformes, Rajidae.
ACAAGGAAACUUGCCUGUUGACAUGACUGCUGGUGCUUCUGAGGCAAGGGAGAAGGGGAAUUCAAAAUCUGCCAGUUAUGUAGAAUUAACAGAUGAUCCUGCACCAUGGCCAGAUAUGAUGAAUCAGAGUGUCAGGGACUAUUUAGUGAAAAAAGGACCACCUACAAUUAUAGUAGAAUUUUUCCCCAAGAAUGACAGUGGAUCACAUUUUUCAAAAUUUCACUGCAAAAGAAAACUGCCCAAUGGUGAAAUUGUAGAACGUCCAUGGCUAAUAUACUCUGUACCAAGUGAUAAAAUUGUCUGUUACUACUGCAAGCUUUUUGAUAAUAACGCAGCAAUUGCACUUGCAAGUUGUGGUUUUAAUAACUGGCUAAACAUUCAUACAAGACUAGCUGAGCAUGAGAACUCCAAAAAGCAUUUGCAAGCUAUGCUCAGUUGCUGUGAACUACAGCAAAGAUUAUCUACUGAAAAAAACUAUGCUAAAGUGGUAGAAAAACUAAUCAGACAAGAAGCAACACGCUGGCAUCAAGCGUUCCGGGGAUUUGAGGAACACAUAGGAACACCACAUAAUGUAAAUUUCCUUGGUGUUAUUGAUUUGCUCGGAAAGUUUGAUCCAGUAAUGCAAGAUCAUCUGCGAAAAAUCCAGAAUAAGGAAAUACAUGAUCAUUAUUUAGGAAAAGGAAUCCAGAAUGAGCUUAUUAAUAUAAUGGGUCACGUUGUUCUACAGGAAAUCAUUUUGCGAAUCAAGGCUGCUAAGUAUUUUGCAAUAAUUCUCGACUGUACUCCUGACAUCAGUCAUCAGGAGCAAAUGUCAAUGGUAAUUAGAAAUGUAGCUGAUGGUGUACAAUCAAAUGCUCUAGCAGGAGUAUAUGAACAUUUCAUCAAGUUUAUAGUGGUGCAAAGUAGCACAGAUGAACAUUUGUACAACACCCUUCUACAUGAACUUGAAACAUUAGGGCUGGAUGCUGAUAAUAUCCGUGGACAAGGGUAUGAUAAUGGUGCCAAUAUGAAGGGACACACCUCAGGUGAGCAGGCACAACUUCUACAGAAGAAUUCAAGAGCUUUCUUUACACCAUGCGCAUGUCACAACUACAACCUAGUUUUGGGGGACAUGGCCAAAACAUGUCCAGAUGCAAUGACUUUCUUUGGAACUCUGCAGUGUAUUUACACCAUUUUUGCAUCAUCCACUAAAAGAUCGACUGUUUUUAGAAAACAUGUGACAGGGCUGUCUCUAAAACCUUUCUCUGAAACACGGUGGGAAUGUAGAAUGGAAAGUGUCAAAGCUGUACGGUACCAAGCUGCUGAAGUUUGUAAUGCACUAGAAGAGGUAGUAGAAAACACUGAUGAUGCUCAAGCAAAAAGCGAUGCUGAAUCGUUAGUCAGUCAAAUGGGAGAUUACAACUUUCUGGUCUCAUUAGUUUUCUGGCACUCCUUACUCUUUCAAGUAAAUUUUGUGAGUAAAGAACUUCAGAGUGAUACCAUGGAUGUUGCUACAUGCCUUUCUUCAUUUCAAAAGCUAUGGUUAAAGACAUACAGUGAAAAAGGUUUUGAUGAAGCCUUGAUUGAUGCUAGUGAACUUGCCAAAGACCUAGAGCUGAGCCUGGAUCCAAGACCUUAUGUGCUUAUGCAAAAAAAGGAAAUUAUUUGAUUAUGAACCUGCAGAUGAACCUUUUCCAGAUGCAAAAACAGCCUUCAGAGGGCAAUGUUUUAAUCAAGUGUUAGAUAAAGCACUGCAAACACUUGAGCCACGGUUUGAACAAAUGAAAAAGUAUCAAAAUGUAUUUGGAUUCUUGUGCAAUUUUCAGGACCUGUCCAAGGCCACCAUAAGAAAAUGUGCAGCAGAUCUGGAAGUGGCAUUGACAGAGGUCAAGCUGGGACAGAAAAAAUAUCAAGUUAAAACCACAAAACUGGCUAAUAUAGAUGGAUACAUGCUUUGUGCAGAAAUGGAGGCACUAAAGCCAAUUCUGCCACCAGAGAUUCAAACCCCCAUGAAAAUGCUUGAAUUCCUUGCUUGCAACAACAGGUCUGCCGCAUUUCCAAAUUUAUUUAUUGCUCUUCGGAUUUUCUUGACAAUCCC